This is a messenger RNA of Penicillium vulpinum, 879 nucleotides long. RefSeq names its product 2EXR domain-containing protein. The transcript has a single exon. The coding region runs from base 1 to 879 and encodes 292 amino acids. The record is from RefSeq and is a predicted model, not a curated record. Lineage: Eukaryota; Fungi; Ascomycota; Eurotiomycetes; Eurotiales; Aspergillaceae.
AUGAGCACCUUAUCUUCGGCCGAGUCGACGGCCAGCUCCGAAACCUUCCAUCUCUUUUCCCGUCUUCCUACUGAGUUACGACUCCAAAUAUGGCGCGAGUCUUUGCCCAACAUGGACUCACCAGCAUUGGUUCCCUACCAAAGCGGCUGUUGGCGUCCUGUUCCUGUGUCAGAAAGUGAUGAAGAAAGUGACUUCCAUCAAACGCAUGUGGAGGUUGAGUUCCGUCAUGAUUUGCUUGAGCAUAUCCGUGUCAAGAUACCACUCACCGCCGUGAACCACGAGGCCCGCGGUGCUGCUUUUGAAUGGGCUCUCAAGCAGGGCAUUGAGGCCCGUUAUCAUGAGGACAGACAGUGCCUCAUCUUCCUACGCCCUUUCGAUCCAAUGCGCGAUGUGAUAUGGUUUGGUCAAGAGGUCCAUGAGGUCUUCGGCAAAGAGUGUUGGGGCCUUCAUCAAUCGUUGGCUGAUCCUCGACAGAACGUUUCUGUUCCCAUAAAUUUGGGUCAGUUCGCCGUGUCUGAGCUUGCAUUCAUGGAUGAUCCAUCCAUGAAUUUUGUUAUUGACACAUUCCACUCCUUCUGCGCUGACCCUAUCAUCAUGUAUGUCAUCGUUGGCGAGCACCCGAACUUCGAUGUUUUGAAUGGAGACCAAACCAAGGUGCAGCCGCGGUGGGAGCUUUGGGAUAUAAAAAGGGCAAAGGCCCUGGUCUGGAAUCCAAGUACUGCCAGAUUUGACUGGGGGCCUGGCCGCCAGAUCCUUCAAGAGCUCGCCUACCAGCGGAUUCUGCAGGUCAGUCAAGUGAUCACGGAGCUCAUUGGUACACCAAUGAUUGGUGGCAAUGAUCACUUUGAGAUCCGGCCUGUCUUUUCCUUCAAAUUGUGA